UCAAUGUGCUCUAGUGGUGUGGUUAAACAAAAACAAAUUUCGAAACUGAAAAGGGAGCUAAUUAGUUGAUAGAAAAGUAGCUCCUAACUGCUGCCCCAAGUUUGACCAGAAAACAUUUGGCUAACGUUCGCGAACUAUUGGAUUGUUUCGCGAUGUUGCCAUUUCUGCUCGUUCUGGCUGAAUGCAGAUCAGUUUCAGAUCAGAUCAGGUCGUAGGGUUUUAUGUGCACAUUCAGAAAAAGCUGUUGUAGGGCACGCCUGUCCUGGGUGCAGGUGCUGGCUCCUACGCCCAGGACAGUAAAAGAUGUUUAAGAUGUCUGUCGACUUUAUCUAUAGACCUAUACGUGUAACACGUCACUGCAUGUGUUUACCCGCCAUUUAUAUACAGGGUUUCCCCAUUUGUGUCAGCUCUAUAUUUAGAAACACGUCAUUUGUAUUACGAGUACCCACCAUUCAUCAACUGUACGAUCCACUUCUUAAAAAAAAACCAAAAAGAAAAAAAGAAAGAAAAAAAGCCGUCAUUGGGUUUACCCGCUAAUCGUCUACUUUUUGUUUUUGUGAAAAGUUUAAAUAGGUAUCGCCAAACUGGAAUACUUCAUUCAAGUUGACUGCGCCACGAAAUCAGUUUGUUUUGUUUAACAAAAUCAGAGGAAUAGAAAACAAUAUUUUCUUUACAUUUACUUUAUAUCCUAUACCAGGGAUAGCAAAUAUCAAGACAGCAUUCUUGUGCAGAAGCAACAUACUCUUCCUCAUCAGCAUUAACAUGCAAGCGAGAGGACGUGCCUAUCGGUGCAGCAAGUGCCCCCAGUAUGUUGAAGAGCGCAGUAAAGUCGAAUCUCACUUUUUAAAAAACCACGUGGCAUUAGAUCGAGCCAAGUUUUAUUGCACGCUGUGCAGUUUCAGGUGCAAUACCAAGGCCGCGUUGAAGAAUCAUGUCAAGCGAUACACAGCGCAUGUAGACAGGGUGAAACAAAUGAAACCUGAAGGUAAAGAGGUAGACAAAAUUUUAUCGCUGUGUCUUAAAGAGUCGGAAGAUCCAUACGUCAUCAAAGAAACUGAUGUCAUCGAGCUACCAGUAAGUGAAUCCCCCAAUACCCGGAGGAAACGAAGCAAGAACACAGGAACCACUCUAACUCAACUAACAUCCACAGAACCAACAACGGUGUCAUCUAUGCAACCACUGAUACAAGCACAAAAUGUAACAUCAUCAUUAUCAGAAAUCAGUAAAAUAUUAAAAGAGUUGCUAACACGGGCUACACGGCUGAACACUGCGAUUGAUAAAAACACAGACAUGAUGGAAGCAUUGAUGAAAGAGUGGAAAUGCAAUAGCGCUAAAAGAUUUGCAACAGGAGACAGCCAGGCAGGGAAUCCAAAGAAAGCAAGGCGAGAGGAAGUUUCAACAGCUGGAGACAACAAGGGGAAAGAGACGAAACGGCACGAUGUAGACAACAACAAGAGAGCCUGGAGGGAUGAACGACGACCUCGCUAUCACACAAGAUUCGACUACAGAAAGGAUGGACACUAAACAACAAUAACCAUUGGAACAUUUGUUGUAUGACUAUUCCAAAGUAUUAUAUAUACGGAAAGAAAGUGAAAAGUGGAACCAGGACAAAGGUGAACAAAGACAAUUCGAUAAACAGACAGUUUUGUUUGGAAUCAUCAAUAAAAAACCCCAACACAACACUAUUUUCUAAUUGGCUCAUUAUUAAUAAUAACAUAUUAUAUACAUAGAAGUAAAUUGAAAAAAAAAUACAAAGAAAAACCCCCACAGGAACUUAACGUAUAUGCUCUUUACAUUCUUUAAAAGAUAAAAUACAAAUUGAAAAAUAUAUGCUAUCUUAAAACUAUCAGUUCAAAGAAUAUAACUACUGGGCACCUUGGACCAAAUUCCUUGAAACAGGCAUGUCAAUAUAUUGUUCUAGAUGAAUUGAUGACAACAUGAAGUGCACUAACUUCUGUAUAAAAAGGUUAUUCUGUUUUGUCCUUUCUUUGUCUCAAUUUUUUCUUUCUUACAUUCUUUAACUCCUUUUCUUUUAAUUUUUAGUUUUCAUUGUUAACACCAUUUAUCAUAUAAUUUUUAUGCAUUCAUGUGUCCCUAUAUAUUAGUAAUUAUCGUAUUAACAGGCCUCACACCAGCGUAUGAAGUUGCGGUGAAUGGACUUCAUAGAUACUAAUUAAGUGUUAAUUAUCUAAGCAUUCGAAGCGCCAUUGGCGCCACAAAAUCAUGCUCGUCUAGACCGGACCACAUCCGUUACUGACGCUAAAAGUAAAAUGCGCUACUGACUGUUGAAGCGUAUCACGUCUAGUAACUCGAUUGUUUAUUUUGUAUAAUGGUAUAUUCAAUUUUUUAAAAUUAAAAUUUAAUUUUCUCAAUGAAAACGUAUUCAUUAGCCGCUUAUUUGGCACAAAUAGUUUUAAUACUGUCACUUGAUCACAACGAGUACCGUUUUCGUGACCCAUAGCUACAUUGUAGUGACCGGUUAUAAGCUUUGAUUUUUGUCCUGGACGGAUGAGCCGGUCGAGGCCGCCACCUGUGCCCAGGACAGGCAUGCGCUACAACAGCUUGCUCUGAAUGUGAACGUUAAACACUUUGGUCUUGGUCUUUGAUUUUUUGUUUAAGUUAAAAGAGUUACUUAUUAGUGCCAUUUUAUUAAUGCUAGUUGUUUGUUUUGUUAUACAUGUUAUGAUUGUCACCUUUCUUAGAGAACAACUGUUACAAUUUUGUUAUGAUACUAAAUUACAUUAAAAACCCACCAACAACAACCACUCAACAUUCACACUGUCUUUAUCUCUGUAUGAGAGUGGAAAUUAUUAUCGGCCAGCAGAAGGAGGGAUUUGUCUGUUUCACACGAGGAAGUCCAAAAAAAAGAAGAAAAAAAGA
This is a messenger RNA of Gigantopelta aegis, 2880 nucleotides long. RefSeq lists its product as uncharacterized. Bases 763 to 1524 code for a protein of 253 amino acids. The record is from RefSeq and is a predicted model, not a curated record. Lineage: Eukaryota; Metazoa; Mollusca; Gastropoda; Neomphalida; Peltospiridae. The transcript is spliced from 2 exons.